AUGUGGAUUGUUCAAUUAUAUCAAAUAUAUGAAUUUGUACGCCGUGAAAUACAACAAAUCAAAAAUAAUUCCAAUCCCAAUUUUUUGAAUUACAUUUCAGAGUUGGCUGUAACAAUUUUUAAUAUAGUAUAUUUUAGUAAAUUAGAUUCAUCGAAUCUGGUUUUAGAUGGAUGCCCUACACCAAAACGAAAAAAAUACGAUAUUAAUGUAUUAUCCUUUGUAGAUGAUCUUACCAACUUAAAAAUAUCAGAAAUAUGCACCAGACUUAAUAUAAUUACAAAACUACUAGAAAAUAAUCAUUCAUUACCAUUUCAUGAAAAGGAUUACAUACAUUUGUUAGAAAGUAUAACCAAAUGUUUAAACUCUUAUAAGGAUACAAAAUCUACAAAAUACUUGAUUAUUUGUUGCGAUACGUUAAUUAAAUCAGAGAAUGUUUGCAAAUUGAAUCAAAUUGGACCGUUCUUUGAAACUGUUUGGACAUAUGCGUUAAAAACUGUAUCAUCAAACGAGAAUUCAAAUUUAUCUCAUAAUCUCUUGCACUCAUUAAUUGUAUUAAUAAAUUGGCAAGAUGAAAUGUAUUCUGAUGUAUUAAGAUUAUAUUUUAAUAAAAUUGUAAAGAUUGAUGAUUCUAGUUUGAAAACUUUAGUGAUUUUAUUUAAAACAAGAGGAUUUUGCAGUGCUUCUUUAAAUAAAACCAACAUGAUUUUAUUGCUCGAUUGGCUGUUACCAUUAAUGAUGCCAGAUAGCUUAAUAGUUGAAUCUUACUCUAAACUGAAUCCCCAUAUUUUAUCAGAAGUAGUUGACUUAAUAUUGACAAAACCUAGUAUCAAAAAAUCAUUUGUCAAUCACAAUAAUUUUAAAACAAUAAAUUCUAAUGAUUUCAUAUAUACACAUUAUAAUUUGGCGCAUCAAGAUUCCCUAAAUCUGCAACUACAAUUCACUGAGCCUGCACAAAAUAAAAGCUUAAGACAAUCAAUCGAUGAAAAUAUUUUUGAGAGAUUAAUUAAUUUCAUAGAAAAAAGUAUAGCAUUAAAGGAAAAACCAAGUAUUGUAACACUUCAAUGGUUUUUUUCCAUGACAAAUUUACUAUGUUUUCUUGAAAAUCAAUUUCCUCAAUUUAAUAAUGAUUUUAAUGAAUUUGGAUUAUAUAAAUUUAAAUACAUGGAGAAAGUGAAUAAUAUAGUUUUAGAACUCAAAACUGAUGUAAAUCAACUAAAUAAUGAAGCAUUUGUUAAUGCGUGUUCAUUAUUUCAUAAACAAUUGCAAUUUGUUGAUGGUAAAAUAGUAAAUGAACUAAUGAAUCACGAAACAAAUAAAGUUAUUAUGAGUGAACUUUAUAACUUAAGUAAAUUGAAUGAUUUUAAUACUAUAUAUCAAGUGUUAGAUUAUGAAGGCCUCACAAAAGAACAAAAAUUAAGUGUAUUUGGUUAUCAAACAUGUUUAUUAGAAGCCUUAGUAGAAGACUUAACUGAAUUAGAAGGUUCAAUUUGUCAAUCAUACACCUAUUUCAAAAUCACCUAUUUUCUUCGUAUAACUUUGAGUUUGGACAAUUUAUCAAUAGAUAUGAUAGUUAAAAUGAAUAAGUUUAUUAAACAACUAGCCAAAGCUUGGUGUUCUCGUCAAGAAGGUUUUAUCCAAAUAACUCAACUUUUGAGUGACGCACUUCGAAUAACUACUAAAAAUAAAUUCGAUAAAGUUUGCACUACUAAUCUACUUAUGUUAAUUCAGUCAUUACAAAAAAUAUCUACUUCCGAAAAUUGUGGACCAAAAAUGGUUUGUGCUUUUGUUGACUUACUUGGACAUUUUGCUUCUACAAAUAAUGGAAGUUUUGGAUCAACAUGGAAUAUUGAUACCAAUGUGAUACAACCCAUGAGUCCGAAAAAUAUAAUAUUAUUUUAUUUAGACAGUCCAUUUCUUCAGGUUAGAAUUGCUGCUAUUAGAUGUAUAAAAGUGAUGUGUGAUGUUUAUGAAAAUAAUCCAAAUACAUACAUAAUAAGCUAUGAAGAAAUGUUUGACAUUAUAUUACAUAAAAUACAAGAAGGAUUUACAGUUGAUUACGAUAUUAGUGAAGAAGAACAUGGAGAUGAGUAUACCAAUAGAAUUUCCACAUAUUUAUUAUGCAUGCAAUCGUUAAUAACAUCAAGUGUUAAAUUUCGAAAAAAAUGUUUGUUCGAAGUUCUUCAAACCGUUUAUAUUAAACAAAUUCACCUAGAUUUGGUGAUUAAUCUAUUAGAAUGUGUGAAAAUUGAAUUAAAAAUGAAAUCGUAUAUGGAGUUAUUAGAAAAUAAUUUAAAAUUUUUACUGUGGACAUGGCAUUUGAAGUAUUCCUCAUUCAAAGGAUUUCCAAUUAAAUUAUUUACUUGCACAACAAUAAAACAAUUCUUUAAAAAAUACCCAUUUGAAACCAUCCCCAUUUUAGUUAUAAAAAAUGACUUGGAUUUUUUCAUUUCCAAGGGUAUUCUUAGUGAUGUAAUUAAAGAAAACUUUCCUGUUAUAUUUUCAUAUAUGUUGGCUAUUAAGAUUGUAGAGGUGCCAUUUCUCAAUCACGAUGAAAUUAAAAACCUCAUUGAAAGUCAAUUAGGUGAAAUAAAUUUUAAAGAACUAAUAAGUUCCCAGUGCUCAAAUAUAAUAUUACAAUUUAUCCAAAUGGUUGUCAUAAAUACAGAACAGCCAAUUGCUCCAAUACAAAUUAGCAGCGAUCAGUUUCUGAUUUUAAUUAAGAUUUUUCAAGAGACAUAUGUAAAAAAUAAAAUUCCGUUUUUAAUUUUUAUGUCAACACUAAGACCUGAUUAUAUUCAAAAAAUUGUUCACACUCUGUAUGUGAAUAUUUUCAAAACAAUAAAAUCAGAAUUAUGGUAUCAGUCAUUUGUCCAAUAUACAGUUUUUAUGAAGACUCUUAUCGGUCAAUUAUUAGAUUCUAACCAAUUAGAUGCAUUUUCUCAUUUCCUAAUUAAUCAAUCUGUACAGUCGACUAUCACCUUAUUAAACCAAAAUAGUUUUGAAAUGCACAAUUAUACUAUUGAAUAUUUAGAAUGGUUAUUAAUAAAUCCAAGAUGCAUUUUAAAAUUAAAUAUCAGUCAAAUUGGAUCUCUGACAUCAACUCUACGAAUAUUGGCGAAGACACGACCUUCCUCGAAUGAAAAAUUAUUACAUUUAUUAAAUAUUCUUAAAAAUUUAAGUGAUAAAACCGUUGAUUGUGAAACAUACAACAAAAAUAAAACAUCACUACACAAGGACAUAAGUUCUUUUCUAUCUCAACAAAAUGAAAACACUGAUAUAAUUCAAUCUCUAAAAUAUUUAAGACUAAAGUUACAAUCAAAUGAAAAAGAACUUCAAUACAUGUACCAAGAACUGUUAAAAAUUCGGGGAUUUUCAGAAGAUUGUGUCAAAAGUAUUUUACAUUGUUUAAUUUGUACACUAAUGAAGCUUACAAAAAGUGAUGAAUUUGAAAUUAAAAUCUUAGCUGCCAGUUGUUUGGGGAUAUUGGGUCCAGCUGAUUUAACUACUCUAAUAUUGCAACCGGAACCUGAAGUAUUGAAAUUAGAAUCUAAUAUAUCCCUAGAAUACUCAUUUAUAAAGCAUAUAGUUGAAUUGGUUUUAAAUUACUUAAGUGACGAUAGUAUUUCCGUUUUGGAAUCAAGUAAUAUAACCUUAUUCAAAGUUAUGGCGACUAAUGAAGGAAAAAGUUUAUAUGAAGAGUUAGGUGCAAAGGUUUUGUACCCGUUUAAACCUGAACAAUCUUCAAUGGAAGAAUUGGAUGUUGAAUUAUUUGAUAUUGAACAAUUUAAUUUACUAAUUGAUAAAGACGAUAUCUGGUGCCCAAUAGAUGAAUCUAUUUCUUACAAUAAUUGGAUUACAAUCAUUACCAAAAAUUUAUUGGAAACACUUCAAAGCUUUUACAAAAGUUUAUUGCCUAUUGCAGAAAAUAAACCUGUGUUCUGUGAAAACAUUUUACCACAUCUAGUUUAUUUCCUUCUUGAAUGCAAACCAUUGACAAGGCCUAUAUUAAAUAAACAUUUGAACAGAUUUUUCCUUAUACAUCAUAAAAUGAGAAGUGAAAAGAUAAAUAGAAAUAUUCAUCGAGCUUGUGAUGCCAUUGAAAAUAACAUUUAUUGUAAUAAAUCGGCUGUACAAUGUCUUCUAAGCAUCAUUAAUUUUAUCAGACUUCAACAAAAUAAUCCUUUACAAACAAAUUUGGAUAUAAAUUACUUAUAUGUAUCCCAAGCAGCUGAAUUUUGCUCUGCACAUUUUACUUCUAUCCAAUAUUUAGAGCUUUGGUGUGAAACUACAUUGAAAAAAAUGAACAAAGAUAAAGAGUCGAUGAUAUUUAAUCCUGUGGAUGUGAUCACAGACGUAUCACCCAAAGAAGGACUUUUAUUGCAAUCAAUUCUUAAUGAAUCUUAUAAAAGAAUUGGUGAUUCUGAUGCAAUUGAAGGCUGUGGUUCAAGUUAUUUACUAAAUAUUUCUUCUCGUACACAAUACUAUCAACAACUUAGAAAAUGGGAUCGUGUUAUGGAGAAUUGUGAUUUGCAGCAGACCACAGAAGUCAUUUCCAAAGAUUAUUUAGAAGCAUUUACAAAUUCUGGAUUACAAAAUAUUGCUCACAUCAUGGCUUCCAGCAAUGAUAGUUUGAAAUAUGACUAUUGUUGGCAAUUAAAUAAAUGGGAUUUACCAGAUUGUGGUGACAAGUCUUUUGAAUCAUUGCAUUAUCAUGCUUUACGACAUGUGUAUCUUAACAAUUUAGAUAGGGCAAUUCCUAUGAUAAAUGAAGCUAGAUUAGUAGUUAUUGAGUCUCUAUAUUGUGCAAGUCUAGAAUCAACAGCAACAAUUUAUACUCCGUUAGCCAAACUUAAAAUAAUUGAAGACCUUGAUGAUUUUAUCUCUACAUCAGAUAAAACAAAAUUAUUUUACAACUGGUUAGAUCAAAAAACUUUAAGAACCAAUGAUUUUGUAAAUAUCAAUAGAAUACUUUCUCAACGUUGUAAGUUAUUGGAUUUUGAUGGUGAUAAAAGAUCAGGCAUACUAAGAAUGAAAAUAGCAGAGCUAGCUCAACAAAACGAUUGGUUACAAGAAUCUGGAAGACAUUUAGCCACAGUUGCUAAUUUAGACAUUUAUCAGAAACAUACCGUCUUAUGGGCAAAGGUGGAGGAGACUAGGCUUUUAUGGACAAGAAAUGACUGUCAUAUGGCAAGAGUUUUAUUAAAAAAUGUUGUUGAAGAACUUGAAAAUUGUGAAUAUCCUUUCUUACAUUCAUUAGCAUUACAACUUUAUGGUUCUUGGAUGGAAGAAACAAAAUCAGAAACAUCAAAUGAUAUUAUAAGAAAAUAUUUUCAAAAGUCUAUCAGAAGAUUAAAAUUGGAAUCAGCUCAUACAGAAGAGUUUGGAUUAGAUUGUAAAAAAGUACUGUCAGAUGCUCAUAAACAUUUAUCUCAAUUUACGGAUACAUUAUAUCAAAAAUUAUAUAAAUAUAUAAAAACAGAAGAUUUUCAAAAACGUAACCUUGAAGUUGAAGACAAUUCAAUUAAAGGAAUAGCAUUGUAUGAAUUAGGAAAAUCAACCAAUAACAGAGAAAAAUUUCAGGCUGGUUUAUUUUUGAAAAAUCAAAGUAAAAUUGAUAAAAGAGAUAUAAGUAACAAACACGAGGAGAAGAAUAAAUAUUUGAAACUAACACUUCAAAACUAUUUGCAAUUGAUGACAUUAGAUGAUGAAAGCAAACUUCCUAUUUAUAGAAUUGUAUCUUUAUGGUUAGAAAAUAAAGAAAACAACGAAAUAAAUGAUAUUGUUGACCAAGAGUUUAAAAGAAAUCCUUCAUAUAAAUUUAUUGUGGUUCUUCCUCAAUUGGUUGCUCAUUUAAGUUACACAUAUGAAUACUCUUUUCAUAAAUCUUUGGAAUCAAUCAUAAAUCGUUGUGCAAUGGAUCACCCUUAUCAAACCAUCCCAAUUGUUUAUGCUGUUGCAAAUACAAAUAUAGAUCAUAAAUUUAAUCAAUGUGAACCGCCUGAAGAAGAAUCUAGAGUACAAGCUGCUAAACGUUUAAUGUCAAAUUGGAAAAAAGAUACAAAUAUUAGUUCAAUUGUGAUGAAUACUGAAAAAUUAUAUGAAGCGUUUAUACAAUUAGCGUAUACAAAAAUUUCUUGUACACGUGGCCAGCGAACUUUAAUUCCCAAUGAACAACCUCUAAUGAAAAUACAAAAUUCAGAGUUGUAUAUGUAUCCUGCAGCAACAUUGCCACUAAACAAACUUGGUGACUAUUCAAAUAUUAUAAGUAUUGAUAGAUUUAAAAAUUCAUUCUUAAAUUGUGGUGGAGUGCAUGAGCCAAAAAAAAUUGAUUGUUUGUGUUCUGAUGGUAUUCUACGAUCACUUUUAUUAAAGGGUAAUGAAGACAUGCAUCAAGAUGCGACUAUGCAACAAGUAUUCGUAUUAAUGAAUGAAUUACUAAAUUCUAAUAAAUCUACAGCUAAGAGGAAAUUGACCAUAAGAACUUAUAAAGUGAUCCCAUUUUCACAACAAAGUGGAAUUGCUGAAUGGUGUGUAAAUACUAUGUCUGUUGGUGACUACUUAAUAGGAACAGAUUCGAUUGAAGGGGCCCAUCAAAAAUAUAGGCCACAAGACAUGACACCAACAGAGGCUAGAAAUGAACUUAGAUCAUCUCACGUACCAAGAUAUAGUGAAUUAACUAAACAAAAAGCAUAUUCGGACAUUUGUAAGAAAAUAAAACCUGUCUUUCGAUAUUACUUUUUUGAGAAAUUCUUAUCACCUUCCAUUUGGUUUGAAAGAAGGCAAGCCUAUAUACAUAGUGUUGCUACUACUUCUAUGGUAGGAUACAUAUUAGGCCUAGGUGACCGUCAUAUUCAAAACAUAUUGAUUGACAACAUUACUGCGGAACUCAUUCAUAUUGAUUUUGGGAUUGCAUUUGAACAAGGAACUUUAUUAACUACACCAGAAACGGUUCCAUUUAGACUGACAAGAGAUAUUGUUGAUGGUAUGGGUAUCUGUGGCAUAGAAGGAACUUUUCGAAAAUGUUGUGAAAAGACUAUGUCUGUUUUACGUCAAAACCAAGAUGUAAUUGUCACAGUUAUCGAAGUCUUAUUAUAUGACCCAUGUCAUCAAUGGGCAUUAUCAGGAAAAAAAGCUCCUCAACUUCAAAAUCAAUCAACAAAAAAAAACCCUAUCAUUAACGAUACAACUGAAGUAAAUAAAUUAGCCGAAAGAUCACUAAACAGAGUACGUAUUAAAUUAUGUGGAAUGGAACAAGCUGAAACCGCUGCAGCCAGUAUUAAUGGGCAGGUUAAUUUACUAAUACAACAAGCCAGAGACCCAAAUAACUUAGCAUUGAUAUUUCACGGAUGGCAAGCAUACUUAUAG
Macrosiphum euphorbiae (potato aphid) is the source of this 7365-nucleotide messenger RNA. The record is from the annotation of a GenBank genome assembly. Lineage: Eukaryota; Metazoa; Arthropoda; Insecta; Hemiptera; Aphididae.